CAGUUUGCGAUUUGUCUCCAAUCAUAGACAACCUCAAAUUCCUCAAAACAAACGUGCUGCUAAAUAUAUAAUAAAAAGAAUCCAAGAGGCUUUUAUUUCGCGAAAAGGUAUUUUAUAAAUGAAAAAUGGCAGUACGGCCGCAUCACAUGCAUGAUGGUGGUAUUGUGGAACGCAGAUUACGUCCAAUUUAUGACUGGUUAGAUAAUGGAAAUAAUAAAAAGGCCUUACAAGAGGCGGAGAAAGUGCUUAAGAAAAGUCCUACCUUACAGGCCGCUAGGGCUCUGAAAGCUCUUGCGUUAUAUAGGUUAGGAAAGGGAUCGGAGGCCCACGCUUUGCUCGAUGCUCUCGCAGAGGAGAAGCCUAGCGAUGAUUCUACGUUGCAAGCAAUGACGAUAUCCUAUAGGGAAUCUCAACAAUUUCAUAAGGUUUGUGCAUUGUAUGAGGAAGCUGUAAAAGCAGAGCCAACGAAUGAAGAGCUAUAUACACAUCUCUUCAUGUCUUAUGUAAGGGUCGGUGAUUAUCGGUCACAGCAGAGAUCUGCAAUGGCAUUGUACAAAUUUGCACCAAAAAACCCCUACUACUUCUGGGCUGUGAUGAGUAUUGUUUUACAAGCUAAAACCACUGAUGAUCCGACAAAGAAAGGUAUUCUAUUGUCCUUAGCUCAGAGAAUGGUAGACAAUUUUAUAUCGGAAAACAAAAUGGAGGCUGAGCAAGAAGCUAGAUUAUACAUCAUGAUUUUAGAAUUGCAGGAGAAAUGGAAAGACAUACUUAACUUUAUCGAAGGGCCUUUGUACUCUCAGUUAGUACCGAGAUCCACUGCUCAGGCUAGCAUACCAUAUUUAAAGAAACUUGGCCAUUGGAGACGACUAAAUUUACUUUGUAAAGAUUUGCUAUGGGACAACCAAGACCGUUGGGAUUAUUACCUGCCUUAUUUUGAUUCUGUCUUCCAUUUAAUGAGCAAUACUGAAGCUGAUGUGGAAAGUGGUGCUGACGAUUCCGCUGAAAAGUGCCAUGAGUUUAUUUGUCAGCUGGUGGAGAGUAUGUCCUCUGGCAGGAUUUUGAGGGGACCGUAUUUAGCUAGAUUAGAACUUUGGAAACGGUUGUCGGUUGAUGGAGAUCCUACAGCACUACUUGGUAGUGGGGUAGCUCUAUGUAUUCAGUAUUUAAGAGUAUUUGCACAUAAACCAUGUGCGGUGCCUGACUUGAAACCAUAUUUAGCAAUGAUACCUCAGAAAGAGAGGGAGGAUCGGUGUAGAGACUUUUUGACGUGUUUGGGUUUCGAUGAGAAUAGUCAACCUGAAUCGCAAGACGAUAUACAACGCCACAUAUCCUGUCUCUGUGCGUGGCGGCUCACAUCCCCUUUGUGCACAGCGGAUGAGUAUCUAAGCAUAGCAACGACAUUAAGACGUCAAUACUUACGCUGUGUGAGUCAGAAACUUAUAAACGCCACGCCUACUGAGUUCUGUGUGGCUGAUGGUUAUGGGACACUAGCUGCACAUCACCAUUUCUAUGCUGCGGUUCAACAACAGAAUGCCUCACCUAUAGUAGAAGCACUAUGUUUACUAGAAUUAGUAUUGCAUAAUUCACCGGCUAAUUUCCAUGCCAAGCUGUUAUUGAUCUCCCUUUAUCAUUUACUAGGCAACGCGGCGGGCGCGGAGUCCGUGUACCGGCGGCUGGAGGCCAAGCACGUGCAGCUGGUGUCGCUGGGCUGGCUGCACGCCGCGCGCCUGCCGCCCGCCCUGGCGCCCGCGCGCGCGCUGCGGCUGCUGGCCGACACGCACGCCUUCCACCGCCACCACGCCAAGGACAGCAUGGAACACCUGACGUACGCGUACAAGUACGGCACGUUUGAAAAGCUAGUGGAGCUGGGGGCGUGGGGGGCGCGUCUUGAGGCGUGCGCGUGGUGCGCGCUAGCGGCGAGGGAGCGCGCGCUGUUGCCGCUGCUGGCCGGCCCGCCCGCGCCGCUGCACGCGCCGCCGCGACUGCCGAGCCCGCCCGCAGAUAACCGCGAUCUCAACGCCAUUGUGAGCUGGGAACCGCCGCAAUGCGUCGACCCCGAGCUCAAAGCGCGUACCUUCGAACAAGACGUCGCUUACUUGCGCCUUAAGGACGGACUCGUUUCGGCUAUAGCACUGUGCAUAGAGUGCUCGGACGGUCGCAGCACUGAACAAAAGCGCGCUCAGCUGGAGGAGUUAGCGGCGUGUACCGAGGCCUUCGGCGGAGCCAUGGACAAGUGUCGCGAGCGCUUCGCCGGCAAACAGCGCCUCAGCAUAUCCGCACCACUGCCUGCGAGGAUCAUCGCGUUCGUAAGCUCAGAGGUGCCGUACCGGGAGUUGUACACGAGCGCACUGCGUACGGUGGGCGCCCUGUGUGGCGCUGGAGGGGCGGGAGGGGCGGCGGGGCGCGAGCACGGGGCGGCGCUCCGGGGGCACCUCGCUGCGUCCCUGAGGGCGCUGCCCCCGGCGCCCUCCUCACCCUGGCAGCUGCGAGACGCGUUCGAGGCCUACUCAAACUACCUCGAGUUUAUAGGUGUUAUCACAUUCUUGCUGGGUGUUUGCAACGAGCUCACCGCUCCAGCCAACACGAAAAAAUCGAAAAAGAAAGCGAAUCAAUCACCAGACCAAAUACUGACUGCGGAACUGUUGAGCCAGAUAAAUGAUGAUGUGCAGGACAUCAUAGCCCAUUUAGAAGAAGUCUUCGACAAGUGGCCCACGUAUGACUACAACACCGCCGCAAUAGAAGAUGAGUUCGCAAAAUUAGACAUCAACGAUAAAUAUCAGUGCCCCGUUGAGGAAAAACUUAAGAACGGACUCCAGGACAUACUUACUGAUGUGAAAAAUAUUUUAAAGAAGAAAUCGAAAUAUUUAAAAACAUUGCAAUAAAGUGGCCUUCCAUUACGUGUAUAUGCAUAAUGAAUUUUACUUUUUUCAACAUACAUAUCUUGUAAAUAAUCCUAGCAUUGGUCUCUCAACCUGCCUCAUGUAGGUACAUACACUUUAACUGCUAGUCUACGUUGUUUAUUGUUUUAUAACGUCAUCGAAAUAUUGAUAAGCCAUUAUUUUGCAUUUCGUUUGAAUAAACUUAUUUAUGUACAUUUAUAAAUAGUUUGAUAAUAUAGGUACUUAUACAAUGAUAAUAAAAGCGAUACGUUUACAACUCGGCGUGUAUCAUUUAUUUGUAAACUGUGAUGACCUUUAAAAAUGUGAGUUUAGUUUUUCUUUGAGUGUUAAUUCAAACGCGUAAAUUUAUAUAGAUUAUUAGUUUUCACAUCUUACUUUUCAAUGAAAUAAAUAGCAGUCUUCAAAA
Molecule: messenger RNA, 3306 nt
Organism: Melitaea cinxia (Glanville fritillary)
Lineage: Eukaryota; Metazoa; Arthropoda; Insecta; Lepidoptera; Nymphalidae
Gene: psidin
Product: phagocyte signaling-impaired protein
Exons: 12
Coding region: 126-2882 (918 amino acids)
Biological process (GO): N-terminal peptidyl-methionine acetylation
Cellular component (GO): NatB complex; cytoplasm
Molecular function (GO): protein-N-terminal amino-acid acetyltransferase activity; protein binding
Source: RefSeq, a predicted model, not a curated record